AUGGCUGACUCUGCGGCGGCGAACAGCGACGGGGAGGACGGGCCCCGGCAGCCCAUGCGCGGCUUCGCGCGCCAGGGCGCGCUCCGGCAGAAGAACGUGCACGAGGUGAAGGACCACAAAUUCAUCCCGCGCUUCUUCAAGCAGCCCACCUUCUGCAGCCACUGCACCGACUUCAUCUGGGGUUUUGGCAAGCAGGGAUUCCAGUGUCAAGUUUUUGUAAAACAAAUCCUAAACUACUGUCUGAGGCAUCGCCUUGCUCACUAA
Molecule: messenger RNA, 264 nt
Organism: Menidia menidia (Atlantic silverside)
Lineage: Eukaryota; Metazoa; Chordata; Actinopteri; Atheriniformes; Atherinopsidae
Source: the annotation of a GenBank genome assembly